Mauremys mutica (yellowpond turtle) is the source of this 2596-nucleotide messenger RNA. RefSeq names its product solute carrier family 13 member 1 (gene SLC13A1). Gene Ontology annotation, cellular component: membrane. Gene Ontology annotation, biological process: monoatomic anion transmembrane transport. NCBI's taxonomy places the organism in Eukaryota, Metazoa, Chordata, Testudines, Geoemydidae. Gene Ontology annotation, molecular function: sodium:sulfate symporter activity. Bases 1 to 1800 code for a protein of 599 amino acids. The transcript has 15 exons. The record is from RefSeq and is a predicted model, not a curated record.
AUGAAAAUUUUCAGUCAGCUUUGGAUCUACCGAAGGUUCCUACUGAUUCUCUUCACUCCAUUGCUUUUACUUCCACUGCCUCUCAUCAUUCGAACCAAAGAAGCAGAAUGUGCAUACACGCUGUUUGUAGUUGCGAUCUUUUGGCUCACAGAAGCUCUGCCACUGGGUGUUUCAGCUUUACUUCCUGCCUUAAUGUUCCCAAUGUUUGGUAUUAUGGCAUCCAAGGAGGUGGCAGCUGCUUAUUUCAAAGAUUUUCAUUUGCUAUUAAUUGGAGUAAUUUGUUUGGCCACAUCAAUAGAAAAAUGGAAUUUGCACAAGAGAAUUGCUUUGAAAAUGGUGAUGAUAGUAGGUGUGAACCCUGCAUGGCUUACGCUGGGCUUCAUGAUGAGCUGUGGCUUCUUAUCUAUGUGGCUUAGUAACACCUCUACUGCUGCUAUGGUGAUGCCAAUUGUAGAGGCUGUAGCUCAGCAGAUCAUAGGUGCUGAAGCAGAAGUCGAUGCCUUAGAGAUGAAUUGCGCAACUGGAUCCACCAAUGAGGCAUUGGAACUUGAUGAAAGUGUUAGUGAAUGUGAAGCUAGUGACUGGAAAGAGAAAACAAAAGAAGUUAAUGGAUACACCAAUGGUGAGGGUCACACUGUGUGCGAGAUUGAAAAGGAAAAGACUCUGCCCCCAGCUGAGACAGGAAGAAAAUACAGAAACCAGAAAGACCACAUGAUGUGCAAAGUGAUGUGCUUGUGUAUUGCUUAUUCUUCUACCAUUGGAGGGCUGACUACAAUCACAGGAACAUCAACAAAUUUGAUUUUUGCUGAGCAGUUCAAUACACGCUAUCCAGAUUGCCAGUGCAUCAAUUUUGGAUCCUGGUUUAUACUCUGCAUCCCCAUCACUAUUAUCAUUAUGUUGCUCUCCUGGGUCUGGCUCCAGUGGCUUUUCCUUGGUUUCAAUUUCAAAGAAAUGUUCCGAUGUGGCAAGGAAAAAACAGCCAGAGAACAGGCCUCUGCGCAGGUGAUUAAAGAGGAGUACACAAAGCUUGGACCAAUAAGCUACCCAGAAAUCAUUACCAUUGUCCUGUUCAUUUUAAUGGCCCUCUUGUGGUUUACCAGAGAACCUGGAUUCAUCCCUGGAUGGUCUUCUCUUUUUCUUCAAUACCCAGGCUUUGCUACAGAUUCAACAGCUGCCUUAUUAAUUGGCCUCCUCUUCUUCAUUAUUCCAGCAAAAACUUUGUCUAGGACUUCAAAUGGAGAGAACACUAUUUUUGAUUACACUCCUCUGAUUACUUGGAAGGAAUUUCAGUCAUGCAUGCCCUGGGAGAUAACGAUUCUUGUUGGUGGAGGUUUUGCACUGGCAGAGGGCUGUGAGGUUUCAAAACUAUCAGCUUGGAUAGGAAGCAAAUUAACCCCUCUGGGAUCAUUACCGAUGUGGUUGAUUAUCCUAAUAUCAUCUCUGAUUGUCACCUCAGUAACAGAAGUGGCCAGCAAUCCAGCUACCAUCACUAUAUUCUUGCCUAUACUAUCACCUUUGGCUGAAGCUAUUCAUGUGAACCCACUUUAUAUUUUGAUACCGACUACACUGUGUACUUCGUUUGCGUUCCUACUUCCCGUAGCAAAUCCACCCAAUGCCAUUGUAUUUUCAUAUGGUCAUUUGAAAGUUAUUGACAUGGUGAAAGCUGGCUUGGGUGUUAAUAUCAUCGGAGUUGCUGUAGUUAUGCUUGCUGUCACAACAUGGGCAGUGCCCCUGUUUGAUCUUCAAACAUAUCCAAGUUGGGCACCAGAUCUUUCCACUAUGAAUAACACAGGGCCGUAAAAACUGGCAAGGUUUUUGUGGGUUUUUUUACUAUUACUUGGUGAGUUAGUAGAAAUGCAAAAUACACUACAAUAACGAUAGUGAUCCAUGUUACUUUGAAGUCCAUAUUUCCCAGUCCCAGGGAUUGAUGAUCUGCUGAUCCUAAUCAGGAAUAAUGUUAUCCAAAUAUGGGCUUUGCAAACACCAUGAAGCUUGAAUGUGUUUCUUAGCCAGGUCGUCUUAUUCAGAUUUUACUUGUAUAUGUUGUUGAGUACCAUCUGUGAAUGUGCACAUUCUUUAUGAAUGACAAUUUGGCCCUGUUCUUAGGGUCAUAAAAUAACAGGAGCUAUCUAUUUUAACAUUUUAAAUGUUGUAGGAACAUUUGCUGCUGGUCUGUAGAACACACUGUAUUUUUGGUUGUUGGGGGUGUUUUGGGUUUUUUUUCAAGUCAUAAAAUUUUAGAUGAUGAUGAUGAUGAUGAUUACAAAUGAAAGGUCAGGCUGGGGAUUGUCUGAACAAUCCAUUCACUGCUCUGUCCAUAAAUCUGAUCUUGUAGGAAAAGUACAAUCGGUGGAGAGCUGCCUGGGUAUUUAUACUCCCGCUUUUCUGUCAACGUUUCUCUGGCCAUCCCCUUACUAUCUGCAGGGAAAAUCAUUUAGACCCCAGUUCAGGAAAGCAAUUAAGCAUUUAUUUAAUUCUAUCCCUAGCCAGGACUGUACUUAAGCCAGAGGUUCUCACAACAAAUUUUUUGGUGGUCUCAGAGUGCAGCCACCAACUCUUGCUGGUGGCCGCACUGAUACUUUUUCCUAAAAUACUU